AAUAUAAUAUAAUACAAUACAGCUGGCCGAAAAAUCCGACAUAAAAAUAAAACAAGAUUGUACAAACAAAAAAUAAUCAAUAGGUACAAUUGGCUAAAAAUUCAGACAUUAAAAUGAUACAGUUUGUAAAAAAUUGUCCUACCACGCCGAAAACAGCCGGGGAGGAAAUGUCCGCCAUUCGUAUUUAUUGGUAUUACGAUUAUGCAAGAGUUUUUUAGUGGCUAUCAUCACUUUGUGGAGCAGUCAAUAAACUUCAACCAUCAACCACUAUUUUGUGUUGUUUUCUCGACUUCUCGUAGAAAAUUGGGGCUAAUUAGUACAACAAUUAUUAGACUCUCAAUAAGGGAAUCAGUGGUAUAAAUGUACAGCUAUUGGCAUAUGAAUUUUUUCAUUUUUUUUUAUGUUUAUGUCCUCAAAUAUCGGUAAAAAGUUGUUGGCCGGGUCAAAAUACUUUAAAUAGUAGUUAAAGACUAUUAAAGAUACAUACAUUUAAAAUUUAAAUACAAGCAUUUAAAGUUAAACAAACCACGGGUCACGGAUCAACAAGUAAAUUCGGCGGCAAUCGGUUAAAAAAGACUGAAGGCAAUUAAUAGUUUCCGACCCAACGUUGUCGCCAUGUCUGUUAUCGCAUGACCCCGCGGUUUGACCGUUUAAAAAUAAUAAAUCAUGAUAGCGACCGUUCGCAAUUUGUUACCAUUGACAAUAUUUAUUUUUUACCUCAAAUCUCGAUUCUCAAUAUUAUUGUUAUUAAUAUUAAUACAAAAUAUAUUUUAAUGAUGAUAAAUUAUUGUUCGUAAACCGAGUACGUGAUGUAUAUGUUGGAUUGCUUAUUGAAUUUCAUCCGCCGUGUUCUAGACACGAUAUUCUCUCGGCGCAUCACGAAUUCGCUGUUAAUAUUUGUUAAGACCAAUACCGGCACUGUUGUGCCUGUGGGACUGGACCCGAAAUGGGAAGUCCGAGACGUCAAAGAGUUUGUCGCCCCCAAGUUGGGCAUGACCCCCGAAGAGUUGAUGAUCAUAUUUGCCGGCAAGGAACUACAAGAUUCGGAAUUAUUGGAAGAGUAUAAUCUAGCAGAACAGACUGUGUUACAUGCUGUUAAGUCCAGACGCAGGUCGUUUAAACGCAAGCCACGUGUAUCUACAUGCAUAGAAGAAGACGAAGAGUUUGAUGAUACAAAACGUGCAGCUGUAAACUUUUAUGUGUACUGCACUUCACCUUGUGCCAAUACAACCGUUGGCAAAAUUCGUGUGAGAUGUUUCAAAUGUAAGAGUGGUGCAUUUACUGUGGACGGUGACCCAAAAAACUGGAAUGAUGUGCUCAAACCUAAAAGAAUUACAGGACAUUGUGAGAUAUCUCAAUGUACAGAUGGGGAGGUAGGGUGGUCAGAGUUUUAUUUCAAAUGUUCUGAACAUGUUACCAAAGGUGAAAAUGAUGAAGCAGUGGCACUACAUUUAAUUAGAAAUAACUUGCAUGAUAUUCAAUGUCUAGCUUGUACUGAUGUCAGAUCAAAAGUAUUUGUAUAUCCAUGUGAUGAUGGCCAUGUAACUUGCUUAGAAUGUUUUUGUGAGUAUGCAGUUAGUAGACUCAGAGAGAGAAGAUUUGUAUUCGACAAUAAUAUUGGUUACACAUUACCAUGCCCAGCUGGUUGCCCUAAUAGUUUAAUUAACCAGCCCUAUCAUUUUAAAGUGUUAAGCAAAGAUCAUUUUGAAAUGUAUGAAAGGUUUGCAACUGAAGAAUAUGUGCUUAAGAAUGGUGGUGUUUUAUGUCCUCAACCCAAUUGUGGUGCAGGUAUACUUGUUGAUGAUGACUGUGACAAAGUGUCUUGUAUUAAUGGAUGCGGGUAUGUGUUUUGUAAGAAAUGUCUCCAAGGUUAUCAUAUUGGUGAAUGUCUUCCAAAAGAAGAACAAUUAAUCAUUGAUAUUACUGGUUAUUCAGUUGACCCUAAGCUAGUUUCACAGUCUAAAUGGGAUGACGCAAGCAAAGUAAAGAUCAAAGUUUCUACAAAACCUUGUCCAAAAUGUCGUACGGCCACUGAACGAGAUGGAGGUUGUAUGCACAUGGUAUGUACACGGUGUUCAUUUCCAUGGUGUUGGUUGUGUCAGACAGAAUGGACAAGGGAGUGUAUGGGGAGCCAUUGGUUCAGUUAAUACAUUGUAUUCAGUUUUUCAGUAUUUGUAUGUAUAUUUAAGUUAAUUCUCUUAGCUUUUUUUUGUUAUACAAUAUUAUUUUCAUAAAAGGCGUCUUAGUGCCUAACCUUUUUUUCUGUAUCCAAUAUUGUGAAUUAUCUAAUAAAAAUGUGUACAUCUA
Messenger RNA from Metopolophium dirhodum (rose-grain aphid), 2307 nucleotides. It is a transcript of the gene park, whose product is annotated as E3 ubiquitin-protein ligase parkin. Bases 810 to 2147 code for a protein of 445 amino acids. Gene Ontology annotation, molecular function: zinc ion binding; ubiquitin protein ligase activity; ubiquitin conjugating enzyme binding. Gene Ontology annotation, cellular component: cytosol; cytoplasm; ubiquitin ligase complex. The record is from RefSeq and is a predicted model, not a curated record. The transcript is spliced from 8 exons. Gene Ontology annotation, biological process: ubiquitin-dependent protein catabolic process; autophagy of mitochondrion; protein polyubiquitination. Lineage: Eukaryota; Metazoa; Arthropoda; Insecta; Hemiptera; Aphididae.